Messenger RNA from Vigna umbellata (rice bean), 2357 nucleotides. The record is from RefSeq and is a predicted model, not a curated record. NCBI's taxonomy places the organism in Eukaryota, Viridiplantae, Streptophyta, Magnoliopsida, Fabales, Fabaceae.
GCCGUUUAUGGUCCUCGGAUCGUCAUUGAUCCGCUGGACAUGCCUCCGGACGAACGCAGCUUACUGCGAUCUGCUCGUUUCCGGCAUUGGUUUUGCUCGUUGGAGGUCGCCGGAAUGUUUAUAACGUUGCCUUCAAGGAAUGGCUUUUACUUUGUUGGCUUAUGGAAUUGGAAAUUUCGUAAGCAUGGACAUAUUGUUCUUGCUAUUGUUAAUGUUUGGAUUUUGCUGCGCUUUCAUGGUUGAGCUGAGAUCUUAGUGUUGAAAAAUUGAAGUUUGAGGAGCUUUCGGUUUGGUGGUCCAGAAAAGAGAAACGGAAUGGAGUGAAGUGAAAAUGUGGAAUCCUGUUCUUUAAUAAUUUGCGCUUUUUAUUUCUUCAAACAAGAGAGAGAGAGAGAGAGAGAGAGAGAGAGAGGCGGAGAGAGAGAGAGAGAGUCUGACUAGGCACUUACCCGAACGUCAAGUUGGUUUACCUGAGUUUGUCAUCCGACUCCUUGGUUUUUUUCACUUGCAGAGUUUUUUUUUUCAGACACUUAAUGGGUUUGAAUAUAUCACAAUUUACCUCCCAAUUUAUUUUUUCAUAUUUUUCCUAAUACAAUCAAGGUUUUAAAUUAUUGAUUUUCCUGUAUUUCUUUAUUAUUGCAGUCAAUGUGGCCACAUUUUCGAUUACAAUCACUCCAGAAACCUUGAAGUUGCCGUUUAAAACCUUGAGGCUAUUGAUGUUAUAUUUUUGUUCAAAAAGGCCAGAUUGCUUUCACUUAAUCCAUAAUUUCCCGUGAAAUUAAAAUGGCUUUAACAAUAUCAUGGAUUCUUUUAAAGUUGGUUCUAUAUUACUUCCUGUAUAGUUUUUCUAUUAGAUGUUGGGUUCCUUACUUAACAUGGGGUUUCCUUGAGUUGCUGGUGGAUUGUUGAUCAAACGAUUUAUGUUUGCUUCAGGAAAUAAGUGUUCUUAGAUUCUCUCUCUGUCUUGUCUCAUAAAUUAUAUCAAUGCAUUUUGGCAUUUGAUGCUUUCUUGUGGACCUUGGUAACCUGAUUGAACUUUGCCUGUGCACAUACCUUAUUACCUUUGAGCUCUUUACACUUUGCCUAUCUUCAACUUCGCCCAUUUGAUUGGAAAUGUCUGCUCCCGUCGCAGAGGGUAAUGAGGCACAUGGACUCACUGGUCACAUAAUAUCAACCACAAUUGGUGGCAAAAAUGGUGAACCUAAACGAACUAUCAGUUACAUGGCCGAACGUGUUGUUGGCACUGGAUCAUUUGGAAUUGUUUUUCAGGCAAAGUGCUUGGAGACCGGGGAGGCAGUGGCCAUAAAGAAGGUCUUGCAGGACAGGCGAUACAAAAAUCGGGAACUGCAGUUAAUGCGCAUGAUGGAUCACCCAAAUGUAGUUUCCCUGAGGCACUGUUUCUUCUCUACAACAAGUCGAGAUGAACUUUUUCUGAACUUGGUGAUGGAAUAUGUCCCUGAGACGAUCUUCCGUGUUAUAAAGCACUACAGUAGUAUAAACCAGAGAAUUCCCCUGAUCUAUGUGAAAUUAUAUACAUAUCAAAUCUUUAGGGGACUGGCAUAUAUCCACACCGUACCAGGAGUCUGCCACAGGGAUGUAAAGCCUCAAAACCUUUUGGUGGAUCCAGUCACACAUCAAGUCAAGCUUUGCGAUUUUGGGAGUGCAAAAGUUCUGGUGAAGGGUGAAUCAAACAUCUCAUACAUAUGUUCACGGUACUAUCGUGCCCCAGAACUAAUAUUUGGUGCGACAGAGUACACAACUUCUAUUGAUAUCUGGUCAGCUGGUUGUGUCCUUGCUGAACUUCUCCUGGGUCAGCCUUUGUUCCCGGGAGAAAAUCAGGUCGACCAACUUGUUGAAAUUAUCAAGGUUCUUGGCACUCCUACUCGAGAAGAAAUUCGAUGCAUGAACCCUAAUUAUACAGAUUUCAGAUUCCCCCAUAUCAAAGCUCAUCCUUGGCACAAGGUUUUUCACAAGCGAAUGCCUCCUGAAGCAAUUGACCUUGCAUCAAGGCUUCUCCAAUAUUCACCAAAACUUCGUUACAGUGCAGUGGAAGCAUUGGCACAUCCUUUCUUUGACGAGCUUCGCGAGCCCAAUGCUCGGCUACCAAAUGGUCGUUCACUGCCUCCACUUUUUAACUUCAAACAGGAAUUAGAUGGAGCUCCUCCUGAACUGCUUCCUAAGCUCAUCCCGGAGCAUGCCAGACGGCAAAUCGGUUUUGGCUUGCCGGACACCCAAACUCAAAUGUAAAGAGAUAGUGAAACAUAGAGUCAACCGUUGUAGUGAUUAGCGUGAAAUACAUCAAUAGAACAGGGGUCAGUUCCAAAAUAUGCAAAGUUUUAAUCCCGUUGUGAAUAUAU